AUGGUUACGAAGUCAGCUAACUGUUUGUCGGAGUACGGGAAGGCUUUCGCUUAUUUGGAUAGUGCUAGAAAUGAGUAUUACGACCGACUUAAGUUCAGAAUUCAAAGACGCAACUCUGAAUAUGCACAUCAACCGUUUUUGUGGGGCGACUUAGACGAUCUCCAUCAUCGAGACUCGGAAGUUUUACAGCUAGACCAUGGUAAAAGUAGCAACGAAGAGCUGAAAAAUAACAAUGAUAUAUCAUUAGAUGUUAGUCCGCACAAUUCUUCUACAGGUUCUGUGGCUGAUGAAGAAUUGGUUAGUUGUCUAGGUGAUGUACAGCAAGCAGUUAGUGGUACCUUGAACCAUUCAAAGAAGGACGUUGGUACUCAGACUCAAAGAACUGGUCUUCAAAAAACUAUUGAACAGUCGAAGGCAUUUGUGCCCUACGCAUUUGGGGGUUCGCCUGCUCCUAUCUCAGGUAUUAAAAGAACGUUCAACGUCAAGUCAGACCGAGACGUCUACCCUUCUGCUAUGCGAGCUGAGGUUCGUCGUAAAGAAAAGCUACUGGGUUGUAAGCAGAUGAGUACUUUAAACACAAAAAGAUCUGGAUUAUUUGGACCUAAUUCGCACGUUUUUAAAGUCCAAGCCCACGAGCCGUGCAAAGCUGUAAAACGAUCUUCACCCGUUUCCCGAAAGUCAACAGUGGGAGUCAUCGGCGCACUUCAACCAUCUGGGUUGGUGGCUUCAUAUGCUAACUUGAAUAACCACACCGACAGAGAAACAGAAAAUGCAUGGACUUCAGAAUAUAUUCAAAAAUAUCCGUCAUAUCCAUCUUCAGUGUAUGUUCGUAGUGCAUCUGUCGCUGCAGGUCGUUGUCGUCCAUUCUCUUUCUCUUACAACCGACCGUCAUCCUCUUCUCUGAGAAGCUUGGUCCCACUUACACCAGUACUAUUAAGUUGUCGUGGUUCGAAUCCUACUCCCAAGAGCCAUCGUGGAACUUGUUGUGAUAUAUGCUCAUUUAAUGAUCCUAAAGAUGAAUUUGCCGGUCCGUUGCUUAGCGCUCAUUAA
This is a messenger RNA of Heterobilharzia americana, 1050 nucleotides long. Lineage: Eukaryota; Metazoa; Platyhelminthes; Trematoda; Strigeidida; Schistosomatidae. The record is from the annotation of a GenBank genome assembly.